This is a messenger RNA of Ornithodoros turicata, 2796 nucleotides long. RefSeq names its product centrosomal protein of 83 kDa-like. Bases 980 to 2779 code for a protein of 599 amino acids. The transcript has 10 exons. Lineage: Eukaryota; Metazoa; Arthropoda; Arachnida; Ixodida; Argasidae. The record is from RefSeq and is a predicted model, not a curated record.
UUAGAGUCACUAAAUGCUGUAGCGAAGCUAUAUAGUGACAGAUGAUGCUUUUCGAUGUUCUUUCCACGGAUCAGGUCGAAGGGGUCCCAUUAGUGCAUUAUCGUUAAUGCCUUGUAUUUUUCUUUUUCGAUUCGUGUUUCUUUUUAUAUACAUAGGCGCCGAUAAGUGCCUAAACUUGCUGGUUCAUGUUUAUUUCGUUGUUUUUGGAACAAAAAACGAGGAUACGCUUCGCCGUGCUACAUCACAGAAUAGAAGUGUCUCCCUUGUAGCGGAAAGUAGAUUUUUUUUCGCCUGUAUUCCUUGUACCCGGUGCAACACCACGUCUGCCCUUUCAGCUGUGCUUAGUGGUGACCAGGUCUAUAUAAGCUACUUAGAGUCUAAUUGACUUACAAUUACAUGACUUUAAGAGUAAUGAAGUUACAGGAAAAGUUAUUUAGAAACGCUCCUCCGUUACAGUUGCUCGAUGAAUGUUAUUUAAAUAUUUCUCAGUUACUUCCAGUUAUCUAUUUUCAAGAUGGCAUGUAAACCUUUGACUAGCUCGUUCGCUGGAUUUCUUUCCUUCUUGUGUGUAUCACACAGUGUAUCGUACGUAAUACUUGUUGAAAACAAGCUUCGAAACAACCCACAACAUGCUUGGCACCUUACACACAGUACCUAAACACCGUACCCAAAACUUGACACAGAAAUUUCAUUGAAGAAAUAAUUUUCCUCAGAGUGCAAGUUUGUAAAAAAAUAAUUAAAUCACAGUUCCAGUUGUACAUUUAAGAAAGUAAUUGGUUACUGUAAUUAGUUACACAAAAAGUAAUUACUUACCUUUAAAGGUCCAAAGAUAAAACCUUUAAAGGCAUUUACAGUUACUCAGUUACCUUUAAUGUGAGAAAGGUGCAGGCGAGUUGGUACCUAAUAACAACAGUGAAAACCCGGAAGAAAAAUAGAGAUUGUGUCUCGGACUUGACUGUUAAUCGAUCCCUAAAAAGCAAUGGCACUGGACACUGAAGACUUGCAGGGUCUGCUCUAUGAUGAAAGGCAGAGAAACGUCCAACAUAGACACAACUUUGAUAAGUUGAAAGAAGAGCACGUCAAUCUGCAAGCAGACUACGUCAACUUGCAGAAAGAGCUUCAGAAGACAUUACAAGCAAUGCAGAAUACAAGAACCAAUCAAGCAGCUCUGCUUCAAAAAGCUGACAAAAUCAUUUUAGAAAAGGAAAUGGCAUUGAUACGGUUCCGUCAACAGGUGUGUACUGGAAAGGAAGUACGCAAGGAGCUUGAAGAUGAAAUGCGUGCCACGUUUUCUAAUCAUGUUCAUCAGCUACGAACACAACUUGAAAAGCACAGGACUGACCUCCAUGAAGCAAACAUGAAGGUAACGUCGUUGGAAGCGAAAAUUGAGAAUAUCCAAAGAAUUCAUCGAAGGGCACAAGAUGAGCUCACAUUGAAAUUCAAGACUCAAGUACAACAACUUGAGGGAGAGCUCCAAAAACUGUGCAGGGAUGACAACAGCAAAAUAUUAAAUGAAAUUAUUGCAUUACAAAGAGAUCAAGUGCAGCUACAAUCGAGAAAUAAAAGCCUCGCAGCCGAGCUCAGUCAAGUCCGAAACGAAUGUAAUGCUGUCCUUGCAGAGACCCAAGCGGCAACACUUUCCCAUAAGGUGAAGCUCACCACCAUUGAGGAAGAAAAGCGUCUUCUCGAAUUUAAACUCGACAGUGUGCAAUCUCAGAAGGAAGCACUGGAACAGACUCUAUCAGAGUCCAGAACGCAAGUGAGCAAUCUUGUGCAACAAAUGUCCAGCAUCCAAGAAGAGAAAUUAAAGGCGAAAAGUCAACUGGCAGAGGUUGAACGGAAAUGCAGAACAGAGAUGAGGCUCCUAGCUGCAAAGCAAAAUGCUAAGCUUGAAUGUGGUCACGAACAGACUUUUAUAGAACUUACAAAUGCAAGACUGGAAGCUACGCUCGCGACAAAGACAGCAGCCGAGCAGAAGAAAAUCCUGGCUUCAAAAGAGGAAGAAUUUCGAGAGCGUUUCAAUGUGGCCAGAUCCAAAGACUACAGCAUUAUCCGUAAGCUGGAAUCCGAGAAGAUGUUGUUAGAGGAAGAGCUUAAAGCCGAGAGGUCCACAGUCGCAUUGGCAGAACAAAGGCUCUUUGAACAGCUGAAGAAAGAGAAAGAAGAAAUGAGAGAGAAGACCGAGACAUUGCAACAGCACAUUCAUCUAUUGGAGGAACAACGUCUUAAAGACGGAACCACAAUUGACGAGCACAUUCAACAGAGACAGAUGCUCGAGCAAAUUAUACAACAACUCAGGUUGGAGUUGCAGCGUGCACAAACAGUUACGAAAAAAGACGAGGAAAUAAGUGAGAAAUGGGAACGAGAUAAGCGGAGCUUUGUGAAACAAAUCCGAGACUUAGAGUCAGAUCUGCAUCAUUGGCAAGAAGAGUAUCACCGGAAAGUGGCAGCACUCAAGCAGAAGUACAAGAAGGCACAGAAAGCUCUACAAGUGCAGAGAACAAAACUGGAGGCUCUCAUGGUUUCUCAGUCUGCAAAAAUGAGGGCAAAUACAAACACUGAUGAGAAGCUGAGGCAAGAAUUGGACACCCUCAAAAGAAAACACUUAGAAUUUCAACGAAUUAUAGAAGCAGCACCGGAUGACCGACUCGUAACGGACCACGCCCUAUAUAGAAAGGUGGCUCUACCAGACAUGCAGCGGCAUAAACCAGAAACAAUGGUUGUGCAAAAGACAGACUUAAAUCUUGCACGUAAUGUGUGUACUAUAUUGAGGCAAUAAAGAGUGAUUCUCUGCUU